ACAUGACGGCGCCACUCUCCAGACUCGCCUGCACUUUUUCAGCACGCCCAGUCGUUUCUUGGACAGUUCCCGUAGUGUGCCAUCAUUCGCUCCCCUCUCCCCAUUUCUCCAGCAACGGACAGCCACAUCGAGCACCAGGCGACGAGCGCGCGACACCAUGGCGGAUAGCGCGAGCGAGAGCGACACGGACGGCGCGGGCAGCAGCAGCAGCUCCGCCACCCCGCACUCCUCCUCCGCGGCCGCUUCUCACACCACUACGACCACCACGAACGCCGCCAGCAAAGUGCCGGGCGUCGUGAUCUCGCAGUCCCGGCUGGAGGAGCUGACGAACCGUCUGGCGUCGCUGCAGCAGGAGAACAAGGUGCUGAAGAUCGAGCUCGAGACGUUCAAGCUGAAGUGCAAAGCGCUGCAGGAGGAGAACCGCGACCUGCGCAAAGCCAGCGUCACUAUCCAAGCGCGUGCCGAACAAGAGGAGGAGUUCAUCUCCAACACCUUGUUUAAGAAGAUUCAGGCUUUGCAAAAGGAGAAGGAGACACUCGCCGUCAACUAUGAGAAAGAAGAGGAGUUCCUUACUAAUGACCUGUCCAGGAAACUCAUGCAGCUUCAGCAUGAAAAGGCUGAGCUGGAACAGCACUUGGAGCAGGAACAGGAGUUCCAGGUCAAUAAAUUGAUGAAGAAGAUAAAAAAACUGGAGAAUGACACCAUCUCCAAACAACUUACUCUAGAACAGCUCCGUCGGGAGAAGAUAGAUUUGGAAAACACUCUCGAACAGGAGCAGGAGGCACUUGUAAACCGACUUUGGAAACGCAUGGACAAAUUGGAGGCAGAGAAAAGGAUUCUGCAGGAGAAGCUUGACCAGCCAGUGUCAGCCCCGCCCUCACCACGAGAAGUUUCUAUGGAGAUCGACUCUCCUGAGAACAUGAUGCGGCACAUCCGCUUCCUGAAGAGUGAAGUGGAGAGGCUCAAACGCAGUCUCCGCACUACAGAACUACAGCACACUGAGAAACGGGCACAGUAUAUUGAGGAGGAAAGGCAGAUGAGAGAAGAAAACAUUCGGCUGCAGAGGAAACUCCAGAGAGAGAUGGAGAGGAGAGAGGCGCUGUGCAGACAGCUGUCAGAGAGUGAGAGCAGUCUGGAGAUGGACGACGAGAGAUAUUUUAAUGAGAUGUCUGCUCAGGGACUAAGAGCUCGUACAGUGUCCAGCCCUAUCCCUUACAGCCCGUCUCCCUCCUCAAGCCGGCCCAUCUCACCUGGUUUGUCGUACGCUAGUCACAGUGUUGGCUUCACCCCUCCGGCCACCCUGAGCCGAGCACCACUUCCUCACUACACAUCACCUGGACUACACAUCCACCCGGGAUCCUCACACGCUGUACAGAGGCCAUCCCCAAGGAGAAGCAACAGCCCAGAUAAGUUCAAGCGUCCAACGCCACCACCUUCCCCUAACACACACUUUGGCGUACAGCACCCUCCUCCUCCACCGCCACCCGCACAGCCGAUGCUCCAGUCUGGCUCCUCCCACUCUGUGACAUCACAGAGCCCCUCCUCUCAGCCUUAAUGCAUACAACAUGCGCUACCUUAAGCUAGGCUACUCCAGGAUAGGCUACACUACUACUACAAUGUCAACAACUCGGUGAUCCUCCACUGGGCAACGUUGGAAGCGAAAGGAAGGAAUAUGGAAGUUGUAUUUGUGAACUGGGAAACGAAAGGACUUGAGAAUGCGAAAAAGGAGAACUUGUAGAUGCUCGGCCAACUGACAGACCCCAUGCCGUUAAAUUUUGUUAUUCUUACUGUUUUUCUUUAAAGUGAUCAAGCUGGUUUCGUAAGGGUUCGAUCUACAAGAUCAUUUAUCAGGGUUGUUGAGUUUGUUGGCUGCGUGCGUUAGAAUUUUUUUGUGGAAAGAUCUUAAGUCUUUUCCCUUCCUCUAUUAAAUCUUAACUAUUUUAACAGAUUGACUGUUAAAAGUACUCAAACAUUUCCUAUAAAUAAAUGAGUAAAUGCUGUCAAUAAUGAAGCUCAAUUGGACCCAUCUUUCCUCACAACAGAGAGCAUCUCCUCAAUGGUACAAGACGAAUCUUGAAUCCCAGGACAUUUGCCAUGGGGGAGGCAGUGUAAAAAUGUUUUGCUUUUUUUUUGGCUGUUUUGCUUGUAAAACAGAUGUGUGCGUGGCUCUUGUUGGCAGCAUGUAGAUGAUGGUAAAGACAGUUUGAAAUGUACUGAAAAAGCACUUGUUGCCUCUGCGUGUGUAUUAUAGUGUUUGUGUCUGCGGGUGUUUGUGUGUGUCUGCACAGCCAUUGAGGUUUCCCACGACUGCUGGUCGGGGACCAGUCUCUCCCUGCUAGAAUCCACUACAAUAACAAAAGUCAAUACUGGUUUCUGAUCAGCAGACCAACCUCUCUCAGAGCUCUCGCUGUAAACCGAGAGCUCUAAAUGCUUAUUCAGAUGGAGAUUUUUUGCUUAAUGCAAGUGUCAUAUAACUAAACAUGAACCAACGUGAUGCAACAAAACAAGGUACUGUUGAACAAAUAAACUCAACAUGAUUAAAUGCUUGUACAAAAGAAAUCAA
Messenger RNA from Triplophysa dalaica, 2563 nucleotides. It is a transcript of the gene ccdc6a, whose product is annotated as coiled-coil domain containing 6a. NCBI's taxonomy places the organism in Eukaryota, Metazoa, Chordata, Actinopteri, Cypriniformes, Nemacheilidae. The record is from RefSeq and is a predicted model, not a curated record. Bases 158 to 1555 code for a protein of 465 amino acids. The transcript is spliced from 9 exons.